Cuscuta epithymum is the source of this 15725-nucleotide messenger RNA. Lineage: Eukaryota; Viridiplantae; Streptophyta; Magnoliopsida; Solanales; Convolvulaceae. The record is from the annotation of a GenBank genome assembly.
GGGAUUUUCAUUUUAGUUCACACUUUUCUCUUUUCAAUGUUGGGUAAUUUGCUUGUCUAAACUAGGAGGAAAAAUGUUAACGGUAAUUAGAAGAAAGUCUUUAUAUGUAACCACUAGCUUGAGAUGGAAAAGUGAAAAGAGCAAUAAUUUAAAAUAUUAAAGGUAAAAUAAAAGAAGUGUUACAAUCACUGUUAUGCUGGAAAUAUGAUGAAAUAAAGAAUGGUAUAAUAUAUAUGAAUUGGAAGUGGCUUAAUAUACAUUAAAGAACAACUUACAUGUUUGGAUCUAUUUCAUUCAAUGACUAGAAUCCAUAGUUGUAAAGGCUGUAAAUGUAAUGUAUUACUUUGGUGAAUUUUUGGUCCAAUUUUUAAAGUAAAUGGCAUUUUUAUUAUUACAUGAUAAGGAACGUGUUUAAGUAUCAUAUAAGGUGACUUGAAAUAUUAUUGUACAUGAGCUCAUUCACAUUCUCGGACUAAAGAGGAUAAUGAGCCAGUACACAAAUAUUUUAAAUCAAAAAGCCAUUUAAUUUUGGGACAAAAAUUCUGAAAUUUAUUUAAUAAAUUGAAGCCUGCGUAAAAGUUUAAUUACACAAAUAAUAUUGCUUAGCAAGACUUGACAUGUACGUGCACUUGAAUUCAAAAUUUAAAAGUGCUUUACUUGGUCAUAGUCAGUUAGUAAUGAUCCGGUCAUAAUGGAUCAUGGGGCGGCAGUAUUGUAGGAGCACUUAAACAUUUUUACCAAUUAUUUUGAUAUAUUAAUACUUAUCCGAUUUCCAAGGAAAAACAGUCCGCUGCAUGCUCUCAUUCUUCUUACGAUCAGAAGCUUUUGAACUCUUUUUUUUUUCUAUUCGAUUGAGAGACCCACGAACAAUCAUUUCGUUCCAAUUAGCUCUUUCUUAAUUUAGCUUUUUCAAUUCCAAAGAUUUUGAGUUCUUACUCGAGAGAAAAAUAAAAGUUCCAUAGUUCAUACUUCAUUUCCUUUUCCGGCUCAUCUCUUUCAAUUGGCAAUUGGGCAACGGUCGAAGUGUUUGUGUCAAGCAAUCUAAAGGAUUGGAACAGAGGUAGGAUUAUCCUGGGAGCGAGUUGGCCAGUCCCGUUCGAGUAGCUAUCGAGAUACGGGGCUAUCUUUCUUCAAGGCCAGUCCGGUUAACGGACGAUCUUACGCUAAGUCUUCUUUUCUAUACUUUUUAUAUUAAUAUUUUAUUUCUAAUUAUUGUUUCUAUUUUAUUUGUUCUUGCAUUUGGUGGUUUGUCUGGUGAUUUGUGAUUAAACUCGGGAUUUUAUCUGACUAAACUUGUCAUUUAAUACUAUUUUUCCAACAUGUUACUCGUAUUAUAUUUUUCGCAGUACUUUAUUCAAACAAAAUAAUCGUAGUACUCCUUUUUCAAAUGCUUUUUUUUGGCAAAUCCUUUUUCAGAUAUUUAAGAACUCUUUUUCAAUAAUUUCAGAGUACGUAUGUCUAAAAAAAGGGAUUGGAAGUGGGGUACGUACCUCAGCCUUGGAAACUUUAACACACAGCUCCCUGAGUCUUCUCUUUUCUUGAUCCUAAUUGAAGAAAUAAUCUAUACGACUAUCUUAUCUAUAUAGUAAAACAGAAAAGUGUGGGGAUUUUGGGCGGGAAUGACAUUUCCCUUAUGUGUCCCGUUAGUUUCCUUCUAGAUUAGUUUUAAUCAAUGCAAUAAUUACUCUGUUUAGAUUCUCGGUAUUGUGCUUCUCGAAAUCAUUAUUGCUGCAAUCUUGCCUAUUAAUUGCUAUAAAAUCUGUUGUUGUGUUUAGUAAAAAAAUACAUUGCACAAUUUAUUUUUAACAUGGGAAACUGAAAUUGGGCGGACAGUUAGAAGGAAUUUAUUGUCUUUUCAAUGUUUUCGAAAGAAUGCAAUUAAAGUUGGCUCUUCAAAUCCCAAGUGGCUCUUCAAAUAUUCUAGCUACAUGGACGGAAACCCCAAUCGUUUGGUUGGCCGAAAAUGUGAGUUUAAAAUUAAAACCAGACAACUUCAUCUUAAUUGGUGGAGCAAUGCCGGCAAGUGCUGUUUGGCUUCACCAAGAAACAUUCAAAACUUAUCUAAUUAAAAAACUUAUCUAGAUGAAGUGCUCCCUAAACUAGAGUUAGGAAAAUUGCCAAACUAAAGGGCGACUUUCCUUCCAAAAUACUCCGUACCAAAUGCGGCUUCAGCAGGAAUGGAAACAGCCUAUUGGAGAGGAUGGGGAUAAGGUGCCACGUGGCAUCCAGAUUUAAAGAAUGGUAGUUUCUAUGGUACCCAUCCAUAAGGUACCGUACCUUUGUCCACAUGGACCAAUGAAAAAGUAGCAGUUGAAUUAUUUAAAUCUAAAUUAAAAUUGAUAAAGUGAUGUGGUCCAAUCAAAUGAAUGGUAGGUACGGUACCUCUGUUUUUAGAAAGGUACCAGAGUUGUCACCUUAAAGAAUUCUCUUUUUUUAAGUGCUAUAUCUUUUAAUCGCAACAUGUUGACUUUUUGUACUGUUCACAUGAUCUACUUUGACUACAUUUUACACUAUUAUUUUAUGGAAAUUAUUUAAAAAAAUAUAUAUUUUUCAAGUCAUCUCAUUACAAAAUUUCAAAAUCUGAUUUUUAAUAUUUUUUUAUUAUUAGAGAUUAAGAUAUACUUAUGGUCAAAUGUGUGCGUUGUCAAAUGUGAAAAGGUUGACUGUUUCAACUAAAAAAGAAUGGAGGAAGUAUACUGUUGAGGUUUUGUCCCGUAGAUCCGGAAGCCCAACAUAAACUUCGGAUAUUAAGGACGAUGGAUUCGGUAUAUAAAAGUGAAUAUAAAUAUAAAAGUGUAUGAACUAGCUAUUUUUACGUGGAAACCCGGAAAGGGAGAAAACCACGGGACUUUUUAGGCUAACGUCCAAGCCCGCUCUUUCUCAUUAAUAUGCUCCCAUCACUCAUUUACAAUUUUACAUAGUACCAAUAUUUCUUGGAUCUUCCAUUAAUGGAGCUUUAAUAACUAAGCUAAAAGAAUAAGAAAUAAGGAUGAAGAACUCAUCCAGGAAAGGAGAGCCAGAAAAAGCCGUCCCUUUGAGUGGAAGCCUUCCUUCCUAUUUAUAGGAAAAGGGGAGGGCUUUUCUAUUCUAAUAAGGCCUUAAUGGGCCGAAGCAGGCCCAUGUGGGCCGAAAUGGGCCGGUUGGCCUAAAUGGGCCUCGCCAAAUGGGCCCCGUACCGGGGUGGUGUCUUGGGCAUCUGAACAGUAGUAGGCCGGGAUAUUAUUCCCCAACACAAGUCCCCCAGUUUCUUGAGUAGUGAGCCUGUGAAUCUGCUCGAGAAAGUAUACUCUUGCUCACGUCCUUCCCUGAAUCAGUGCUUGAAUAGUCUUGGACGCAAGGCAUGCAUAAAUGAUGAACGAGGUGCAGUCCCUCGCUAGGCACGGCGGCGCUGAAAAGCCAGCCGCUCGUGCUGUAUAAAGCGGCGCUCGCCAUCCCAGAUCAAGGAUGGACGAGCCCGACCGAGAGCCAGGCACGACGGUGCUGUGGAGACCGUGCGUGCUGCAUAAGAGCGACGGUUGCCAUCCCAGAGCAAGGAUGGACGAGCCCGCCAGAAAGCCAGGCACGGCGGUGCUGUGGAGCCCGUACGUGCUGCAUAAGAGCGACGGUUGCCAUCCUAUAGUAAGGAUGGACGAGCCCGCCAGAAAGCCAGGCACGACGGUGCUGUGGAGCCCGUACGUGCUGCAUAAGAGCGACGGUUGCCAUCCUAUAGUAAGGAUGGACGAGCCCGCCAGAAAGCCAGGCACGACGGUGCUGUGGAGCCCGUACGUGCUGCAUAAGAGCGACGGUUGCCAUCCUAUAGUAAGGAUGGACGAGCCCGCCAGAAAGCCAGGCACGACGGUGCUGUGGAGCCCGAACGUGCUGCAUAAAAUAAGCGAUCGUCAUCCUAGAUUAAGGAUGGACGAACCUGACUCGGACAGACAUGGACUUGACUCGACUCAGACAGACCUGGACUUGACUCAGACGGACAUGGACUUGACUCGACUCAGACAGACCUGGACUUGACUCGGGACCACCGCGGGCCAUCAUGAAUUCACAUCACCUCCCAGCCAAUUUAUAUCCCCCGUUCGCUCGCCUUCGCCGAACGGGUCGUUCUCCCCUGGUCGUUCCAAACAAUAGUUCCAUUCGCCCGUUCGUCCCACUAGAACGGUCUGAUGUACAAUGAUGAUCACGUCGUGCCGAGGUGGCUGAUCGUAGAGCUACAGAAGCGGUCAGAUCAUCUGGAUAAUAGGUCAUUUCUGCUAUAAGUCAGCACCAGGGUUAAGGUGCAAGCUGUUCGGCUUAUUUCCGAUAUUUGUUCGUAGUUUCCUGAUCCGCAAGGCAUCACCUCUUGCUGCCUGCUGCCUUGUAGGCCCAAGGCUGAUGUAACUUGUUCGUGUUAUCAUCCGUGUUCUUCCUGAUCCGCAAGGCAAUCACCUCUUGCUGCAAGACAGUUUCACAAUUUGUGUAGUGUCUGCCAUCUUCCAAGCCCAUAAUUCCGAUGCAUACCGUCGGUUUUACCGUCCGGGGUCAUCCAUAUCAUGAGGUUGAGAUGUCCAUCCUGGACCAUUGAGAAUAAGGCUCCCAAGCCGGGUCUCCCCCUUAUUCUCUGCCAAAAUGGAGACUCGCCUUCAGGUUACAGCUCGGGUUCCACCACAAUAAAUCACUACAUCGUGGUUCGGGCGAGCUGCAUAGCCAAGGCAAGAUUUUAAGACCAGAGUCCCGAUCCCCCGCUCGGUCACCCUAUGACUUCGGAUGCCGCCCGGUUCGUCCUACUCAAGAUCUUUUACACCAUCUCCCAAGCUGAGUCCGGGCUUGGUUAACCUGCAUCUUUUUUUUUUUUUUUUUUUUUUUGUGCUGAGAUGGUGGCUCCCCAUGGAUCGAGACAAGUGGUAUCUAUCGAUCGAGGUGAGACUUUAUGGAAUGUGAAGAUGCCUCCUAAGCAAAUAAUGUCGUGCCGUGGGGCUGAUCAUGAUAUGAAGACAUGAAUAAAUCCAAGGGUCUUGCGAGCGCCCUCUGCUCAAGGACAGCGGCAGCAGUCCACAAAAUGUAGCCAUGCUGAAAGUCAAGCAACGGUCCUCAUCCGCGCAGUGCGGGGACGAGGCCGCUCUUCAAAGAGGAUAAACAUGUCGUGCCGACAGGCCGAUCAUGAUAUGAUGAUGUCGGCAAUGAGAAGCCAACCUGAAAAUCAAGCAACGGUCCUUAUCCACGCAGUGCGGGGACGAGGCCGGUCUUCAAAUAUGAUAAUGGCACCGUACCAUAGGGUCGGUGGCCAUGUAAUGAGGUCGCCACUGGGGGCUGAUCGGAAAGGAACUAGCAACGGUCCUUGUCUGCGCAGUGCGGGGACAAGGCCGGUCUUCAAAUAUGAUAAUGGCACCGUACCAGAGGGUCGGUGGCCAUGUAAUGAGGUCGCCACCGGGGGCUGAUCGGAAAGGAACAAGCAACGGUCCUUAUCUGCGCAGUGCGGGGACAAGGCCGGUCUUCAAAUAUGAUAAUGGCACCGUACCAGAGGGUCGGUGGCCAUGUAAAGAUGUCGGCGCUGGGGGCCGAUCAAAAACAAAUAAUCAACGGUCCUCAUCCGUGAGGAGCAGAAAUGAGGCCGGUCUUCCAAAUGAUCACCAUGCCGAGCCAGAAGAGUCGGUUGUGGUGAGAGGAAAGUCGGCGCUGGGAGGCCGAUCUGUAAAUCCGAGGGUCUUACAGGUGCCCUCAGCCCAUAAUGUUGCUCUAGGUGCUGAACGGCGGAGGCCAGAUUGCCAAUCAGGUAGCGUAAUCUGAAAGCUCGUGCAUCGUACAGUCCAUAUGACUUCCCUUCAUGUGUUGUGACAUAUAUACAUUUGUAGUCCCUUCUUUUCUCAAUCGUCCAUGAUUCCUUCUACACACUAGUAGCCUCACUCUUUCUUUUUCUUUCUUUCUUUCUUUCUCUCUCUCUCUCUCUCUCUCUCUCUCUCUCUCUCUUUUUUUUUUUUUUUUUUUUUUGUAAAUCUCCCCGUCCGAGCUGGUCGAACGGCUCUAAAUGUAAAUAUUCCUUCUUUUUGUUGCCAAUCAUGAACGUCUUUGCGCUUCAUGCUGAACGUCAUAAACAUCUCUUUGCUUCAUGACUUCCCCGUUCGGGCUGACCGAACGCCUAUGAAUGUGAUUCUUUUCUGCCGGUCAUGAAUGUCUAUGUGCUUCAUGCCGAGCAUCAUAAAUAUCUUUGUGUUUCAUGAUUCCCCGUUCGAGCAUAUCGAACAAAUUUUACUGCACAAUAAGCAUGGUAAUGCGGCCAUAUGGCCGAACAAUAUAUACAAGCAUAUACAAUUACACAUGUAUAAUAUUUCCCUUUUAUUCUUUAUUUUUCAUCCAUGACUAUCGGCCGAAGCGGUAAUAAUAACCCUUGGCCUAGAUUCGUUUCUUGAUCCGUUAGAGUCCACGACUCGAACCACCUAGUGUUUUGUCGGGUAUUCAAGUACGUAUUUCGCCCCGUACUGGGUAUAGUUGCCGUUCAGGCACUUAAUGCCGUAUGAGACCAUGAAUGGUUUCAAAACUAAAAUAUGUCAUCGGGGACACUUCAGCCAAUUAAUUUGGCCCGAUCGGGGGUGGACUGAUACACGCAGUCAAACCAAACAUUUAAUUAAAAUUUUGGUGAUAUUGUUCAUAAAGCCCCGUUCGGCAUUAACUUAUUCGGGAUUUUUUUUAAUCCUUAUUAAGUAAUGGUGUGUGCAAUUAAUAGUAAGAAUACUAUUUAAUCAACCAAUGAAUACUCUAAUGCAUGAGUACUUGGUGCGUUGUCGGAGUAAUACCAUUCGGGGUACUCCGAUCGCUUACAUUCAGCCGAUCGCGGGUUGGCUGGUCCGCCCAUUUAAACCAAAUCAUUUAAUUUUCAAUGAUAAUGGACUUGUCACUGGAGUCUCGCUCGGCCAUUAUUCAAUUCAGGAAAUUUUAAUCUCUACUAAACAAAUAAUGGCGAUGCGUAACUAAUAGUAAUAUUACUAGAUUACUUCAUUUAAUAUUUUCAUGGAUGUCCGGCCUCACUGAGCGGGUCCGCAAAUGCUCCGAUCGCUAAUUAAGGCCGAUCGGGGUAAGCCAAUAGCCCCUACUAAAACCAAUCAUUUAUCUAAAUGACGGUGAGGUUAUCGCCAGAGCUUCGCUCGGUCAUUAUUUAAUUCGGGAUAUUUUAAUCCCUAAUAAAUAAUGAUGAUAACAAACAUUCCUCAUAAUGCUAUUUGAAAUUAAUUCGCAAGUGAGAGGUUGUGUACUUAGCUGAAUAAGGCUGAUGUUCAGCUGGCAGGCCAAUAGAUCGGCCCGAUUAGAUUCCACUGGGUCAGAUGAGAUCCAGCUCUAUUUUUGCCGUGGUACAUAUAUGUUUUUUAAUUCCAACCCAAAGAGUCAAGAUCUGACGUCUGGGAGGCUUCAUCUGAUUUGGGCCCCUUGAAACCCCACAUUCCAAUUGCCCAAUACUGGUACCGAACGGGGAAAUCGAGCGAUGGUAUUCUCCGGUUCGCGAGCGGCAACUGCCACACGGCGCAGAGGAGAGGUCUAGCCGGGGGUCGGAUGGUGGUAAGCUGGAGCCUUCGGUUGUCUCUCCCCGGUCCCCUAGCUGGUUUGCCCGAACGGGAUCUGUCGUCCCCGCGUGAACGGGAUUCUCCAGUAGCCUCUGUGGUCAAGCGUGUUGUACUGCCGAUUUUUGGCGCAGAUGAUGCCGAGCGGUGGGCUGCCUUGCCGUACAUCCGAUCUGCGCCGGCGUUGAGUUCCUUCGUCCGGGUGGUGGUGUUCGGUGUGAUAGUUCGGUAAAAACAUCCUGCUCGAGAUUUUAGCUAAUACCUUUUGACAGCGAGACUCCAAACCAAACCUUGGGGAUUCUGACCAGGGUCUAUUGCUCCUGCUGAAGACUCCCUUGUGGUGACGGUCGGCCUCAUCUGCUGUCUUGCUACGCUCCAGUUUAAUCAACUUAAUACAGGGGGCCUAGGUAGGUUCGGGAGUUCUCGUUCGGUAUGGGCAACACCUGGUGGGUUUGAACAGGAUUGCUGGUUGAAAAUGGAGUAUCUGUUGUUUGGUUGUGGGGCUUUUGCCAUCUCAGGACGGUACAGGCCGUUCGGUCAAAGGAUAUGGCCAUCGAACAUCGCCCUACGGUGGCCUUAACUCCUCCGUUCAGUUGGAAUACCCGUUCUCCCAUUCAGCAUUAUUUUGAUCCGCCACUACCGGAAAAUAAUCAGAGCUCUCCGCUUGCCCCGCCGCUGGUUCGGGCUAUACCCGGAUACAAAGCGUGCUGGUCCGGAAAAUUGCGUUCGGGCCCUGCCAUAUUAAAAACGAUUACCUAUUCCUGGUUGAUGUGCAUGGUACACCAUCCGCAGGUCCGAAUGCCAUCGAUCUUUAGCUUGGACGUUCGGGGAGCUCCCGUUCGGCGUUCGGGAGGCGGUGUUUACUUUUGGAUAAGGGUGACUCAAUCACAUCACCCACUUGUGUUUUGUUGUCAGGCCUUCCACGUGAGGAUAGCUACGUACUCUUUGAAUCAAGCUAAUGGGUGCAUGGGCCCCACUUCAUAUCUUCCCAGUAGAAUUACGUCCACCACUCCUGGCCUUCUAAUCAAUCACCCUGCUUAACUGGAUGUGGAAUUUCUUCAAUUUCUUCCAUAUUCGUUUCAUCCACUUCCUUUUUUCGUUGAAAUCAGUCCAUCUUCGUGUGAAUUUUUCGCAGAAAUAUCAAGAACACUUGUAACUUUUUGAUCCUUUCCCACAGACGGCGCCAAUGUUGAGGUUUUGUCCCGUAGAUCCGGAAGCCCAACAUAAACUUCGGAUAUUAAGGACGAUGGAUUCGGUAUAUAAAAGUGAAUAUAAAUAUAAAAGUGUAUGAACUAGCUAUUUUUACGUGGAAACCCGGAAAGGGAGAAAACCACGGGACUUUUUAGGCUAACGUCCAAGCCCGCUCUUUCUCAUUAAUAUGCUCCCAUCACUCAUUUACAAUUUUACAUAGUACCAAUAUUUCUUGGAUCUUCCAUUAAUGGAGCUUUAAUAACUAAGCUAAAAGAAUAAGAAAUAAGGAUGAAGAACUCAUCCAGGAAAGGAGAGCCAGAAAAAGCAGAUCCUUUGAGUGGAAGCCUUCCUUCCUAUUUAUAGGAAAAGGGGAGGGCUUUUCUAUUCUAAUAAGGCCUUAAUGGGCCGAAGCAGGCCCAUGUGGGCCGAAAUGGGCCGGUUGGCCUAAAUGGGCCUCGCCAAAUGGGCCCCGUACCGGGGUGGUGUCUUGGGCAUCUGAACAGUAGUAGGCCGGGAUAUUAUUCCCCAACAUAUACUAAAUUUCAUAACUUUUUAUGAUCUUUCAUAUCACACCAAUAUUGAAUAUAUAAAAUUCAAAACAAACUAAAGAACAUAUGGGUUGAAAACCUCCGUGAGAACCACGAUCCGUCAAUACACAUAAUUAUAAACUAAGUUAAUAGGUAGUAUCAAUUGAUCAAUACGAUAUACAAAAUUGAACAUAUUCGUAGUUAGUAAACAUUACUAAGUUUUUUUCCCAUAUAAUAUUGAAUUUAUAUAUUAAAGUUAAUCAUUUCGGGUUUUUACCAGUUCAGAUCGGGUUAUAGAUUUUAGAGCCCGUUUAUGCGCCCUAAUAUUCGUGUUUGACUGGUUUUUACUAUUAGGGCCGGUCAAAAAGAAAAAACCAGGACUGUGAACAUCAAUCGGGGCGGGCUAGGGUCGGUUUUCGGGUUUCGGUCCGGUUUUUCCCACCCCUAGCAUUGUCAAUACAUCCACUAAAUAUAUUUUUUAUUUUACUUCACAUGAAAAAUACUCCCUCCGUCAUUUAAAACUUUGUCAAGUUUGACCGGUGCGGAGAUUAAUAAAGUAAAAAAUGUGUGGUUGAGGUUUGUGCAGAGAGAAUUAACUGAAACCACAAAUUCUUUACUGAAAAGGAAAAUUGGCAAAGUUAGUGGAAAAUCCAAAAAGGAAAGUUGGUAAAGUUUUAAGGGACGGAGGGAGUAUAUAUAAACGAUUUAAAAAAUAACUGUGAGAUUUUACUUUUAAAGCCCGUUUGGUGACUCUGUUUUUCUGCUUAUCAAACUUAUCAGCCAACUUCUUUACGAAACACGUAACUUUUGAUUUCACAUGCUGAAUUUUUUAAUAAAAAGAAAAAGUAAGGUUGAAAUUACUCUUCCGACUGUAUUGGCUGAAGUGACUGUAGAUUAUCAUUCUAGCUAUUUUUCAUACAAAUUUUUCUUUAUUGUAUUAUUAAAAAAUAUUUUAAAUAUAAUUUUUUCAUUUAUCAUCAUAAUUGGCCAAUACACCCACUUCAGCCAUAACUUCAUAAGUUUCAGUAGAAUCAGUCGAUUAAACCAAUUUUAGUGUUACUAAACGGGCUCUUAAUAGUUGGAUCUAUUUAUGAAAAAAAUUGAACUUAAAUCAACAAAUUAGAUCAUCCCAUUUUUGUAAAAAAAGUUGGUUUGCAAUCAAGUUUAGUGACGGAGCAUGGUUGCAAGUGAUCUUUUAACUCAGUAUGAUCUUCAGAAAUUUUUAAACUUUAUAUAUAUAUAAUAUUGACAAUAAAAAAUCAUGAAAUUUAGUAUAUUUUUCAAAAAAGUUGGAACAAAAAUUUGAAACACACAAAAGUUUAAAGAAAAGGUUUUUUUUAGUUCUCCCACCUUAAAUUUAUCUCCUCGGCAAUAAGGGUUUCUCUCAGAGGUUGCUUUGGGCGGUCCGCGUUUCUGAAGGAAAGUAGCCAUUCCAUUUGGCGUGUUUCGUUAACCAUAGUUUAAACGUGCAGUACAUGGGUAAAUAUUUUUUACUACACCUUAUUUUUGUAAUUAAUUAUUUUUUAGCACUAGUUUAGAAAAAAACUCAUUUAUUCUUAGAGAACUAGGCUCUACGUGGAACGCGUAGUAUAUAAAGGAGAUCAUUUGUGUUCCUUGCCAAGUGCUGAGGUAAACAACCAAACUUUCAGUCAUAGUCACAGUUGUUGCUAUUUUAUUUUAAAUAUUAUUAGCAAAUAAAAUGACUUUUUGGUCUUGCUUCCAAUUUUAUUCCGAAAUCAAAAUACUAAUCUCAUGUGUUUUAUUGUAGAGAAGAUGCAACCUUUAUUAUGUGCUUAUUAGGGAGAGAACGAUAGAGAGAGGUGGGAAAAUGGUGGGGUAGAGAAAAAAAGAUUAUGUUUAAUUAUUAUUUUUAAAGAGAGAGAUAGAGUGAAAAAGAAAUGGAAAAAGUAAAUGAAGAGAAGAGAAUGGAGAGGAGCAUGACCCAUUUAAUGGAUAGUACAUAGGCCCAUUGUUGGCCCUAUGUACUUAGGGUAACUCAAAAUGAUUGUAAUAUCUAAAUUCAAUUAACUUGUGAUAUAUACAUUUUACACAGUAGCUAGAAACAUUCAUUUCGCGGCUGUAUGAAUUAAGUAAUCUAAAUGGUCUAUUUCUUUAAUUAAUUGCAAAUUUAUUUAACAUAUGUUGAUUUGUGUUGUACAUCUUCACCUAUAAAUGUGGUAGUUACAUUCCUUCCUCAAUCGUCACACGAUAAACUUGGAAUCCUAUCACAUAUUGGGCGGGAAAAGGGGCAAAUAAGCCCUCGAACUACUCAAAAAAGUGCAAAUAAGCCCUUUUGUAGGAGGUUUCGUUUGUCUAUCGUCAUUUGGGGAGGUUCCCGGUGGAAUUAUUUGAUGAAAUUUUUUGGGCAUCUUAUUCAAUAAGUCUAGUUUAGUCAUACCGAAUUUCAACUAAAAAAUCAAUCGGGAAGAUAGUCAAAUGAAUUUUUGAAGAUAACUGCGCAGUUAAACAACGCAGUGUAGUUCCGAAAGUCAUUUGAGUGCCUUCCCGGUUGAAUUUUUAGCUGAAAUUUGGUAUGGAUAAACUAGACUUAAUGAAGAAGAUGCUCAAAAAAAUUCAUCAAAAAAUUCCACCGAGAACCUCCCCAAAUGACGAUGAUCGGACAGAACCUCCUACAAAAGGGCUUAUAUGCACUUUUUUUAUUAGUUCGAGGGCUUAUUUGCCCCUUUUCCCCAUAUUGGGCAUAUUUAGCCUUUAGCGGAUAACACGUCAGGAGAUGUUUAAUAGGUUACAUGAGUCAGUCAAUGGGUUUGACUAACGGAAUAAGUUGGCGGGUUGCCAGGAGAUGUUUGAUAGUUUAGCUCUUCAGUCAUGACAAUUAGUGAAAAACACAAUAUUUCAAAAUGUUAACUUUUUGGACACUAUUUGACAUUGUUUGAAAUUGUUUGCACUGUUUGACCUUGUUUUGAUGUAGGAUAACUUUGCAUUUAGGGAAAGAGGUACUUCUUUUUGGGACAUCCAAAAAAGGAAAAUGAGAACAUCUUUACGGGACGGAGGGAGUAUAUUUAUUGAAAACGCAUGAAGUGGUCAAAGUAUCAUUUUUUUUCAAACACCAUUUUUUGCUUAAUCAAGUAGUCGAUGCUGCUUUUGUUGUCGGGGCUACAUUUUUUCUUACAGAGGUUAUCAUUUAAUUAAUCAUUUCAGGUUAAUACUUUUCUAUUUCAUUUUGUUACAGAGGUUUGAAACAAAUCACUAAAAGUUUGUUAUUCUUUCCAUUUCAUUUUGUAUAAUAAUGCUUCGGGGUUUCUAAUAUUGUAUUCAAUUAAUAGAAAAUACUAAAUGUGCCUGUUAAGGGGUACGUAAUAUGAUAAAGCUAUUUUAAAGUAUAUUUGUACUCUCUGGGAUAUUCAAAACUGCACCCAAUAUUCAAAAUUCGUGUGUAUUUGUUAAAAAAAAAAAAAGAAAAAAAACUCUUGCAUUUAGUAUCAUAUACUCCGUAUAGGAAAAACUCUUGGAUUUAGUAUUAUAUACUCCGUAUAAGAAAAGUAGGUGUAGAAAACCUAAUACUAAAAGUAUAUAUAGUAUGUCAACUGAGAAUCGCCAUUUAUACAUUUUCAUCACAUAUUUGUGCAUCUACCUUAGUUUUGAUGCCUGGGGGACUGGGGAUCCAAUAUUAUACUACGUGGUAUGAUUUAUAUACGAUUAAAAAUAGGGAAAGUUCCCGAAAUAGGAUUAAAAUAGUUUGAAAAUUUCAAAAUGGGACUGUCAUGUUUUUUAUUCCCAAAAUAGGAGUAAUUACUGUCAUGUUUGGAAAAUACUGCCAUGUUUGAAGUCUGGUACUGUCAAAACAUGGCAGUAAUUAGUCCUAUUUUGGGAAUAAAAACAUGGCAGUCCUAUUUUGGAAUUUUCAAACUUUUUUAGUCCUAUUUCGGGUAAUAUCUCUUAAAAAUAUUAAAAAUAUUACACUCCGUGUUUAAUUAAUUAAAAGUACUAUGUGUGUGUGUUAAUUAAGUGGCCGGUGAUCACAAAGCUGUUUUUGCAUCUAUGGCUAUGUUUGGCGGGCAUAAGUCCCUGACUUCUAGCUUUUGUACUGUUCAAAAAGUUCCUAAAAACUUCUAGUUGUGUAUUUGGCAUGACAAUAUUUAAGAGCUUUUCAAAAAUUAAAAGAUCUUUUUUGAGAUGCUAUAACCAGGAGUAGCAUCUAAGAAAAGCUAGUGACUUUUAGUAUUAAUUAAUCCUAACAGCUUGUAUAUCAAACCAAACUACAUCAAACAGUCAGCUUUUUAUCAAACAACUACCACCUUUUCUUUUUAAGAUCUUUUCAGUCACUAAAAGCUAACAACUAUUAAAAAGCUCACAAAAAUAUCUUUUCACCUAGUUGUGCCAAACAUGCCCUAUAUUUCACAUAGCGAUGAUUAAAAAUAUCAAGUACGUGAACUAUUAGAAAUAGAAAGUAUAAAAAAUUGAAAAUAAAAAACAUGUGUAACAUUAGAAUAUGGUUGUGAAUGUAUUUGUAUAUGUUAUUUUUUUAUCCAAUCAAGUGAUAUUACUAUUUACUAAUGGUAAUAAAACUAUAAUAAUAAUGACUUGACAAUUACUAUUCAUAAAUAUGAGUGUUUAGAUCUAUUUCUUAAAAUUGUUUCUACUCACUCAGGAAAUAUAAAUGGUUAGAGCGUUUUGAUAAAAGUGCAUAAAUACUUCUAAAUGAUUUAAAUUGUUUUUAGAAGCAAUUUUUAGAAGUUAUGGAAGAUUAGCUAAUCAAAAACCCAUUUUGAUUUUACUUUUACUUUUAAAAAAGUAACAGAGACCAAAUCAAGCACCGCCAUAAACCGCUAAAAAGUACUACCUCCGUCCCAUUUUAUGUGUCUUCUUUGCUUUUGGCACAAUUUUUAAUAAAGUGGUUGAAAAGGUAAAAGUUGUGGUUGAGAUUUGAGUAUAGUAAAGUGAAAUGUUAUGAACCACAUAUUUCUUUCCAAAAACGGAAAGAUGACACUUAUUUUGGGACAACCCAAAAAGGAAAGUAAGACAGGUAAAAUGGGACGGAUGUGUUGUUGUAACUUUGUUAAAGUAAAAUGUGCUUGAUAUUUAUUUUUGUAGGAAACUUAAAACUCCAUACAGCUCAAAACUCGAUGCUUCCUUCAGAGGGUAUUAAAAAAAAUUGAAUACCAUUAGCUUUCAAUGUGCAUAUGUAAUUUCUUGGGCUCAAAAAUUCAUGAAUAUGUUAUUAUUAUGACUAAACAUAUUUUCAGAUAUUUAUUCCACUUUUAAUAUACCAUGUGCUUCAGAGGUAAAUAGAUGUGCUAAUUAUUCUUAUUGUGUUUUAGGUCUGAAAAUCAUAUUUACUAUGGAUAUGUUGACACACAAAUCAUCCAACAAAAAAUAAUAUCUCAUGCAUCGCACAGGUACAAAACUAGUUUGAAAAUAAAAGAGCAAGUUUUUUUUUUAAUUUUGUGAAUAAAAUAGUCUUCAGGACUCGACCUGAACUGAAAGCAAAUCAGGUAGAGUAGUUGAGUUCUUCUCCUUUUAUAUCUUGAACUUAAAUCACGUUGAGUCGUUGAGUUCUUCUGCUUUUAUAUCUCGAACUUAAUAGAUCCGAUUACUAAAGGAAUGAACCCAAUCCAGAAUUAAAUACCUAUUAAGCGUGAUUGUGUCAUAGCUCUAUUGUCUAAAAAAAGGGAUUAGAAGUGGGGUACCUCAGCCUUGGAAACAUUAACACACAUCUCCCUGAGUCUGCUCGCAUUGUUUGAACCUGUGUCGGGUAUGAGUUGAGCAAGAAUUUCUGGAGAAGCAGGCCUGACCUGUAAAUCGUCAGUGAUUAAGAACUCUAUUCCUCCCUUCAAAAAGGCUCCCUCAUUACUCGAGGCUUUGGGAUAAGGGUACGUGGAUGUCGAACUUCCACAUUUGCAGCUAAUAUUUUGGUAAAUGCUAUGAUAUUUGCACUCCCAUGUGUAUUUACAACGGUAAGUGAAUUCGGACCCAGAAUCAUCAAUAUUAAUCUUCAAAUUCUUGCAGAAGGCCCAAAGGGGAUUUCUGGGAUUGAGUACCAUAUUCUUGCAGUGUUCUGUCUGCCAGUACUCUCUGCUUAGGUUUUGAACACCUUCGUAUAUCUUGUUCACACACCCUAUUUUUACAGCAGCUGAAGGUUUCUCCUUUGCAGAGGUGCUGGUAAGUCUGAUAAUGGUUCCAAUUGGUAAGGUGAGAAAGCUGAAAAGUAUAUCCACAAAAUCCUUAUCCGCUUCCGCAGCCACUACUCGGUUUAUCUCGUCAUCUACCCACAGCUUCAGGGAUAAUACUACGGGCUCUUGCUUGGCCGCUGCCAUGAACUCGGCACCUUUUGGCGUAAGAUUCUAAUCAGGAAAAAGAAAAGAAAAGAGAAUUCAUCCUCCUACUUCCACACUUAUUUAAAGCGAAGAUCGAAGAAGCUGAAAAAGUGAAAAGGCCCUUUGGUUUUAAUUGCAUCGGGUGUUUGAAAUUCAUUGAUUUGCCUCAAUUCCGAUUUCCUGUGCUUGACUACGCCUGACCUUAUGUUUUCGGG